AUGUCCCAGCCCGGGAUACCCGCCUCUGGCGGCGCCUCCACCGGCCUCCAGGCCCAGAACGGGGCCGCCUCGGCGUCGGGGUCUCCCUACACCAACGGUCCUGUCCAGAAUGCCCUCCUGUCUUCACAAGUGUCAGUGAGCCAAGGGUAUAAUUCUCAGCUUACAGGAUCCUACCCUCAUCUAAUACCAGCAAAGACCUUGAAUCCAGUCUCCGGACAGUCUAACUCUGGUAGUUCCCAGACUGUUUCUCCGUUAAGUAAUUAUCAGAGACAUGGACAAGCUCUCUAUGGACCACCUGUGGCUUCUCAUCCAGUGACACCUUCACUCCAUAGUGGUCCUAGUCCCCAAAUGCCACUACCUACUUCUCAGAACCCAGCUGCUACACCAAUGCCUUCUGGUAGCUUUCUUCCUGGAGCCAGCGUACCAUCACCUUCGAAUUGGCAGUAUAACUAUUUGUCACAGACAAACCAUUGUCCUCGUGCGUCAUCCCAACCAACCAUGACUGGGAAUACAAAUUUGAUGAGUCCUCAAUAUGUUUCUUCUGGAGAUACUUCACUUCAAAACAACGUCAUAAAAUCAGGGUCUGCACUGCCCUUAGCAAAUCCACCUCUGCCUACCACUUUUCAACCAGGAGCUCCUCUUGGCCCCCCUCCAACUGGAGGACCACCUCCAGUGAGGGCCCUUACUCCUCGGAAAUUGACACCUAAAACUGUGCCCCAGCCCUCAUUUAAUUCAACUAGCAACCAAGAAGGUAUCAUAUCAAAUACCAAUAAUGGAUCUAUGGUGGUUCACAAUAGUUAUGAUGAGAUUGAAGGCGGUGGCUUCUUGGCAACAUCACAGCCUACUAAUAAGAAUCCCACAAUGAGCCGAAGUGUUGGAUAUUCAUAUCCCUCUUUACCACCUGGUUAUCAGAACACAACACCACCUAGUACAACAGGAACAGGAAUACCACCCUCUUCCUUGAAUUACGCAAGUGGUCCACAGGCUUUUGCUCAGACUCCUUUAGGUGCUAAUCAUUUAACUGCAAGUAUGAGUGGAUUAAGCCUACAUCCAGAGGGGCUAAGAGUUAUCAAUCUUCUUCAAGAAAGAAACAUGCUUCCAUCGACACCUUUGCAGCCUCCAGUUCCAAAUUUGCAUGAAGAUAUCCAGAAACUGAACUGUAACCCAGAGUUAUUUCGCUGCACACUGACUAGCAUUCCUCAGACUCAGGCCUUACUGAAUAAAGCCAAACUUCCUCUGGGACUGCUGCUUCAUCCUUUUAAAGACCUAGUGCAAUUGCCUGUGGUUACUUCUAGUACAAUUGUGAGAUGCCGUUCAUGCAGGACAUACAUCAACCCUUUUGUCAGCUUUCUUGAUCAAAGGAGAUGGAAAUGUAACUUAUGUUACCGAGUUAAUGAUGUUCCUGAAGAAUUCAUGUACAACCCUUUGACCAGAGUCUAUGGAGAACCUCACAGAAGACCUGAAGUUCAAAAUGCUACAAUUGAGUUUAUGGCUCCUUCAGAAUACAUGUUACGACCACCUCAGCCUCCAGUGUACCUCUUUGUUUUUGAUGUGUCUCACAAUGCAGUUGAAACUGGAUACUUGAAUUCAGUUUGCCAGAGUUUGUUAGACAAUCUGGAUUUGCUUCCUGGCAACACCAGGACAAAAAUUGGCUUCAUAACAUUUGAUAGUACAAUCCACUUCUACAGUCUUCAAGAAGGUCUCUCUCAACCUCAGAUGCUAAUAGUUUCAGAUAUUGAAGAUGUUUUUAUACCUAUGCCGGAGAACUUAUUAGUAAAUUUAAAUGAAAGUAAAGAGCUCGUCCAAGAUUUACUGAAAACUUUGCCGCAAAUGUUCACCAAGACCUUGGAGACUCAGAGUGCCUUGGGUCCAGCUCUUCAGGCUGCCUUUAAGUUGAUGUCCCCAACUGGUGGUCGAAUGUCUGUUUUUCAAACACAACUCCCAACUCUUGGAGUGGGAGCCCUGAAACCUCGAGAGGAACCCAACCAAAGAUCAUCUGCUAAGGAAAUUCACUUGACACCAUCAACUGACUUCUAUAAGAAAUUAGCCUUGGACUGUUCUGGUCAGCAGGUAGCUGUUGACUUAUUCCUACUCAGUGGACAGUAUUCUGAUUUGGCUUCUCUGGGUUGUAUUUCUCGGUAUUCAGCAGGUAGUGUCUAUUAUUAUCCCUCUUACCACCAUCAACACAACCCAGUCCAAGUACAGAAAUUGCAGAAGGAACUACAGAGAUACCUCACUCGGAAGAUUGGCUUUGAGGCAGUCAUGAGGAUUCGGUGUACCAAAGGUCUUUCCAUUCAUACUUUCCAUGGGAACUUCUUUGUUCGGUCAACAGACUUACUGUCUUUGCCCAAUGUAAACCCAGAUGCCGGCUAUGCAGUACAGAUGUCAGUGGAAGAGAGUCUUACUGACACUCAGUUGGUUUCGUUUCAGUCAGCACUCUUGUAUACAUCCAGCAAAGGUGAAAGAAGAAUUCGUGUUCAUACUUUGUGUUUGCCGGUAGUUUCAACUUUAAAUGAAGUCUUUCUUGGAGCUGAUGUUCAAGCAAUUUCAGGGUUAUUGGCCAAUAUGGCUGUCGACAGGUCUGUGACUGCCAGUCUGAGUGAUGCUCGAGAUGCCCUAGUGAAUGCUGUCAUAGACUCCCUUUCAGCUUAUCGUUCUUCAACCCUAAGUAACCAGCAGCCUGGACUCAUGGUUCCUUUCUCUCUUCGGCUUUUCCCACUGUUUGUGCUGGCUCUCCUUAAACAGAAAUCAUUUCAGACUGGGACAAAUGCACGUCUAGAUGAACGCAUUUUUGCUAUGUGUCAAGUGAAAAAUCAGCCCUUGGUUUACCUUAUGCUCACAACUCAUCCCAAUUUGUAUAGAGUUGACAAUCUCUCAGAUGAGGGAGCAAUCAGCAUCAAUGAUCGCACUAUACCUCAGCCGCCUAUUCUUCAGCUUUCAGUGGAGAAGCUGAGCAGGGAUGGGGCCUUUCUCAUGGAUGCAGGUUCUGUACUAAUGCUUUGGGUUGGAAGAAAUUGUGGACAGAAUUUUCUCAGCCAAGUUCUAGGAGUUGAAAACUAUGCAUUAAUUCCACAGACCAUGACAGACCUUCCAGAACUUGAUACACCAGAAUCUGCCAGAACAAUAGCUUUCAUCUCUUGGCUUAGAGAGCAGAGACCAUUUUACCCAAUACUUUAUGUAAUAAGGGAUGAGAGUCCAAUGAAAGCAAACUUCCUUCAAAACAUGGUAGAAGACAGAACAGAAUCUGCAUUAUCAUAUUAUGAAUUCCUCUUGCAUAUACAACAGCAAGUGAAUAAAUGA
This is a messenger RNA of Rangifer tarandus platyrhynchus (Svalbard reindeer), 3300 nucleotides long. The record is from the annotation of a GenBank genome assembly. NCBI's taxonomy places the organism in Eukaryota, Metazoa, Chordata, Mammalia, Artiodactyla, Cervidae.